AUGGGGUCGAGGGGCGCGUACGCGACGCUGGGCGGUGCUGGCGACGAUGACGCAGAGCUCGUCCAAAUGGUGGCGCAGGAGGAGUCGUGCACCGGACGCGCCCGAGCUUGGUGUGGACUGAGCGGUUCGCAACUCGACGUCGAGAGCCAGCGGCGGAGGCGGUGGUUGAUGAUCACCACGGCCCUCUUCUUCUUGGCCGCCGUCCUCGUCCUCAUCGGCUUCGUUCUUGUCGUCUGGCAAUAUGACGGGGAGAGUCCGCCAGAAGGCCUCAAAACCACGGUCCUGCUCAUUUCGAUCGACGGCUUCCGCAACGAGUAUCUGUCCCGCAGCGAUGUUGAGAUGCCGCACAUCCGAUCCUUGAUCCAGCAAGGCGUGGUGCUGUCGAACGGUCUCAUCGCCAGCUUCCCGUCCAAAACGGUUGUGACCGGCCUCUAUCCGGAGAGCCAUGGCAUCGUCAGCAACACCAUGUACGACCCUGUGUUCAACGCCACCUUCAGCAUCAGAGACUCCAAGCAAGUCACAGAUGGUAGAUGGUGGGGAGGUGAACCGCUGUGGGUGACUGCGGAGAAGCAGGGCCAAAGGGCGGGCACCUACUUUUGGCCAGGCAGCGAAGCAAAGAUCAAGGGCUACCGACCGUCCUACUACGUCCCCUACAAUGGCGCCACACCCUACGAAAGCCGCGUGAACCAAGUGCUGGAAUGGCUGGACUACGGCGUGGACGAGCGCCCGACGUUCCUCACCCUCUACUUCGAGGGAGUGGACACACAGGGCCACUACUACGGACCCAACUCGGCCAUCGAAGCGGCCGACGCGGCUCUCGGUAAACUCAUUUCCGGACUCAAAGAGAGAGACAUGUUCGAUGCAAUCGACAUCAUCCUCGUGUCCGACCAUGGUAUGACAGCUCUUUCGCCGGAGCGGGUCAUUCGCCUCCAGGACUACAUCAAUCCGGCCACCGUCAGGGUCAUCAACGAUGGACCCGUUCUCAUGAUCAUACCCAACAACCUCGGGGAUGAACAGCAGCUGGUGAACACGCUUCAGAACGCGCACCCCAACAUGUCGGCCUACCUCAAGCAGGAUCUGCCCGCGCGAUUCCACUACAACGACAAUCGCCGGAUCACCCCCAUCGUGGGCGUAAUGGACCUGGGAUGGGUGGCGCUCAACAGUAACGCUGCUCCCAUCAAGGGCGACCACGGAUACGACCCCGAGUCGGGCGUGAAGAUCGAGAAGUCCUUCCAGAACAUCGAGAUCUACGGCCUCAUGGCCCGCAUCUUGGGCCUGACCCCCGCCGCCAACAACGGCACCCUCGCCCACGUUGAGGCCGUGCUCAAGCAAUGA
This is a messenger RNA of Acanthamoeba castellanii str. Neff, 1335 nucleotides long. RefSeq names its product type I phosphodiesterase/nucleotide pyrophosphatase family protein. Lineage: Eukaryota; Discosea; Longamoebia; Acanthamoebidae. The transcript is spliced from 12 exons. The record is from RefSeq and is a predicted model, not a curated record. Bases 1 to 1335 code for a protein of 444 amino acids.